AUGAACCAAACCGCACACGAGAACGUGAUUUCGGUGCUAGCAGCGGAGCAGUUUCGCGAUGCCCGAGGUCUGCACAUGUUGAUUUUGACCGAAUACUGUGUUGGUGGAACCUUGAACGAGCGUCUCACGCGUCGGAGCAGCGAAGAAAUCAACUUCAAGUGGAUUCGUCAAAUGGCAGUAGCCCUUGCCUUCCUCCACUCAAGAAGAAUCGUUCACCGCGACUUGAAAGCCGACAACGUACUGCUGACUGCGACGGAAGAUGUAAAGUUGGCCGACUUUGGUCUGGCCCGAGAAUACAUUGCGCUCAAGCGAAUCGACGCCUCUCGUGACGAUGGGUUGUGGAUGUCAUGCUAUACACAAUAUUACAUGAAUUCAGGAGUUGGCCCCAUACAUUGGGUGGCUCCUGAAUUUUUCAGUGGCCGUUACACCGAGAAAGCCGACGUGUUUUCGCUUGGUACCUUGUUUUUCGCGAUUCUGGAGCGAGAUUUUGUCAUGAUAAAUGGCACACCUAUGUACGGCGCGUUCAAACGUAUUCCUGGAGGGGGCGAAGUUGGCAUUGGGUAUGCAAUGGCGAAUUAUGGUUCAAACAUCACCAUUCAGUUUUCACCCUACGCACAAGGAUCUGGAGCGAUGCAAAGGAUCGCUCUCGACGCGAUGCAGUACAAUAAAAAUGACCGCCCGAGCGCCGAAGAGAUUCAUAACCGAAUCACAAACAUCCAAAGAAGUGUUAGGCUCAGCAAUUCUGGGAAUCAACAAGCAUCAGAAGGAUGGUGCUGUUGACUUUGUGGUCCGCGGAUUUUACUGGAGGCUGCACCGGUCGGUGAGACAAGCAGUCAAGCUGAGUACAGAAUAUUAAGUAAUACCUGUACUAGUUUUAAAGUCUUGCUUACGAGGAUUCAAAGAAUAUUUUACAAAUAGCAACCAAACAUCGGACGCGUUUUAAUGCACAAGGAAGUUCCCCUUUUUUUUUUUUAAUUUACCACCUAAUGAAAGAAACAAUAAACGAAAUAAGGGCAGGCUUUAUUUCCCGUGAAAAUAUAUAUUUCUGAGACGCCAUGAAAAUCCUAUAAAUAGUUACUGCUUCAAAUUAAAGCGGCUAAGUAAAAAAUUGCUUACAUUCAUUUGCGGUUUUCUCAGAAUUAACAUCAGAUAAAUCUUGCGAAAAGAAGCUAGAAACGUGCUUUUUUCAGUUUAGCGAGCGAAUUUAGCGCAUUUGGCGCUCUCGCGGUCUACUUGUGACGAGUCUAUGUUGGCAUUGCGGGGGCCAGGCAUGUUAUCGGAAAUUCAAGUCGUUCAGGUUGACAUAAUCAUAGUUAUGCACCUAUCAAUGUAAACCCCGUCGGGGGGAGUGCGGGCAAGGGGUGGGGAUUUGACAAAUUUUAAAAUUUUUAAAAUUUUUUUGAAACGAAAGGUCAAUCAAAUGUGUCAAAAGAGACCCCACCCCAGGGGAAAAAAUCUCAACAAACAAUACUAUAAUAUUAUAUAAAACGAAUAAAAGAACAUUUCAAAAGUACGUUCUUACUAGUUUUAUUUAAGGUGAACGUAAGCUCCGUUAAGUUACUUGCUGUAAUUAAGUAUUUUCUCUCUCCACUAGCAUUUCUUAUUUUGAACAACAAAAUCACUCCAGGAAGACUGACCGUGCUAUUAUAAUAUAAAUGAAACGUAAAAUGCUUUAUAACACCUGGUCAACAUGUCAGAUCAGUGACUCGUAAAAAAUCCUCUGACUUUCAUGGUGGAAUUCGAUUUCAAUCGAGUUUUACAAUCAGAUGGGAACUUGAAAAUAAAAACUUUCUUAAAAUAGACAUUAUAGACAGUUUAAAGUAUCGGAUUAUGGCUAUUAAAACAAAUGAAAACUUCAUACCUUUCUCCAACAGCGUGACUUUCAGAAAGCCUCGAGAAACGGACCUGGUAACCGCUUCUGAAUUGAUACCAGGAAUACCAGGCUUCUGUCGGUCAAAGUCAAAUGUCCCGACCCCGGGGUCGCUUCGCACGAUCAAAAGCCCGACAGGGGGAUAGUCUCAGGCAUCAAAUCCCCGCCCCUUGCCCGCACCCCCCCACGGGAUUUACAUUGAUAGGUGCAUUAAUCUACUAAGUAUGUGAUAAUCAAUCUUCCAAGUUUAUAAUCACGGCAUUGUAUCUUUUGCACUGCUUCUGUACUGACGAGAUAAUGAAGGAAGUUUUUCUUAAUAAAUGGUGCAACGUUUAAAGUGAAAAAGAAAAGAAAAUGAAGAAAUCAGAAACGGUUACUAAUAUAUAACUCAACAAACAGAAAAUUUUGUUUUCUGCGGCACAUAUCCAAAUUAAGGCAUAUUGGACAUCCGGCCUUAUUCCAAGAAACUGAAGUUGAUGAUUGCUUCCAUUGCUGAGGGAGCCUUCCUGUUCCGGUUCGUUUGUCCAGUUAGAAUUUUUCUAUGCCAUAAGCUGACUAAAAAAAUAAGAAGAAGAAUUCGAAGUUUGGUACUUAAAGGAAAAUGGAGCAAGCCUUUGUAAAUUUUCGCCCAAACGCAGAAGUUUGUUACCUAUCAUAUGCACAACAGCUUCCCUAAUAGUAGCGACCAAAACAGAUUGAAGCGUUUGAAAAGAACUAUUCUACUAAACAACAGCAAAAACUUAAGCUCGCGUUAGGUCGCGUAGCAGUCGUUCCUUUUUACCUAUGCCCUUGCAUGUCUCGUGCGCUAAUCCCGCUUAGCUCAUAGUAAAACUGAACGAAAACGAUGGCCAUGCAGGCUAAGGCUUCGUCGAUGUCUGUUAUGAGUAUGUUACUCAGUGAAGGGUUACAUAAAUUCGUUGGAGGAGGCAAAAAGAAAUUGUUUGUUUCAAAAUAUUUUUUUUUUCAUUAAUCAUCUUUCAAUGAUAUGUUUCAUUUUUUUUCUGAAGCUGGGAGAGAGGUUUUGACCCCUCCAGUCCCUCCCCUGGCUACGUCAUCCAUGAUUUAUUUAGUUUUCUAAGAAAUACAACACUUUGAUUAGUCUUUACACUUGAACCUAAAUAAGCGAAGAAAUAUUUCAAGACAAGUAGAUUUUCAAUACUUCAAGUAAAAUAAAGCUUCACACACAACCGUUUCUUUUUUACUUCUGGUUAACUUAAGGCUAUUUUACCACGCAACAUAAUUAAGAUUAACUGACAUGUUUCGCCUUCUUCAUAGCUCAAUAAACCGUAAUUUCGCUAAGUCGGUUUUAAGGAUGGUUUUCAAGUCACUUGAAACUUUUCUUGAAUCUUAUCAACUUUCCGACUUUAAUUAGAUGCAAAGUAAAAUAACUUGAGAUUUGUCUUGUCUUCAAACGCGUAUCUUUGGGUAAGUAAAACUUAGCAGCUUUGCAAGCGUAAGGUCGAGAUGGUUGGAAAUUGGCCAUUUUUUUUUCCAUUUUAAUGCACGUCGAAGUUCAAGUUCAAAACAAAUCACCAUACUAGCUAGCCAUCUUCACCGAACAAGCUAGCGGGUCAAUAAAGGAUUUACUAUAGGGCCAAAACAAAAUCUGUUCUUGCGGGGCAAAGCGGGAAAUCCCUAGCAUUUUGCACUCUCGGGUAGCCAAUUAGAACGCAGCAUUUGUCCCGCCCCAAUCUCCUCGCGGUUUCUUUGCCCUCGCCCGCCUACUUAGCGCGCCCAACCAAACCCGCCAUGCUACGCGGGCUACAGCAUUCGCUUCACCUGGCCAUAUGAUAAGAUACUUUUUUACAAACACGUUUUCUUAUCACGAGUGGAAAAACGGAAAGAAAAGUAUGCCCUUGAACCUCGGGGUCCCUCUAAAUGUCGGUUCGGGGGCUUUUGGUGAUGUGUACAAAGUGAAGGACAAGGCAACUGGAAUGAAGUAUGCGCUAAAAGAUGUACAUCAAUCAAAAGAGUCGUUAGCUGAAAUGAAAGAAAGUGACAUAUUAGGACAAAUCUCUCACGUAAAUGUGGUUACACUGAUUGCUCGAGACAACAUGAAUCACUUUGAUUUUGAAAGUUCCCACGAACUAAUUUUGAUGGAGUACUGCGCAGGGGGAAUCUUGAACGAACGCCUCCAUCGACCAAGCAGUGAUAUAGUAAACGUAAAGUGGAUGAAGCAAGCCGCCAGUGGCCUUGUCUAUCUUCAUGAACAGAAUGUAGUCCAUCACGAUCUGAAAACUGAGAAUGUGCUGUUAACCGAAACUGAGGAUGUAAAUCUUGCUGAUUUUGGUUUAGCAAGACCUUUCAUCGCACUGAAAAACAGGAAAACAAAUCCGCCAUCACGGUUUUGUGAUGACUCAUUGCUGGCAGAAUAUUACAUGAAUUCACAAGUUGGAACACCCCACUGGAUGGCUCCAGACGUUUUUGAAGGGCAUUACACAGAAAGAGCCGACGUGUUUUCCCUUGGUGCCAUUUUCUUUGCGAUCCUGCAAAGGGAUUGUGUUGAUGUGAAUGGUAAAAGAUUUUAUGGUGUGUUUCAUCGAGUAGGUGACAAAGAGGUGGGGCCUUGGUUAUGA
This is a messenger RNA of Porites lobata, 4446 nucleotides long. The record is from the annotation of a GenBank genome assembly. Lineage: Eukaryota; Metazoa; Cnidaria; Anthozoa; Scleractinia; Poritidae.